Loxodonta africana (African savanna elephant) is the source of this 2015-nucleotide messenger RNA. It is a transcript of the gene CCT6A, whose product is annotated as chaperonin containing TCP1 subunit 6A. Gene Ontology annotation, cellular component: chaperonin-containing T-complex. Gene Ontology annotation, biological process: protein folding. The transcript has 14 exons. Lineage: Eukaryota; Metazoa; Chordata; Mammalia; Proboscidea; Elephantidae. Gene Ontology annotation, molecular function: ATP-dependent protein folding chaperone; ATP hydrolysis activity; ATP binding. The coding region runs from base 96 to 1691 and encodes 531 amino acids. The record is from RefSeq and is a predicted model, not a curated record.
UCCAGAAGGGUGCGGAUCUUGCCUCCCGUCCACGCUGAGUGGGCCUUGGGGUUUCCGGUGGUCAGGUCUUAUCCUCUUCCUCUACUGCGCCCACCAUGGCGGCCGUGAAGACCUUGAACCCCAAGGCCGAGGUGGCCCGAGCCCAGGCGGCGCUGGCGGUCAACAUCAGCGCGGCCCGGGGGCUGCAGGACGUGCUGAGGACCAACCUGGGGCCCAAGGGCACCAUGAAGAUGCUUGUUUCUGGUGCCGGAGACAUCAAGCUGACUAAGGAUGGCAACGUGCUGCUCCAUGAAAUGCAAAUUCAACACCCAACAGCCUCCUUAAUAGCAAAAGUAGCAACAGCCCAGGAUGACAUAACGGGUGAUGGCACGACCUCCAACGUCCUGAUCAUCGGCGAGUUGCUGAAACAGGCGGAUCUCUACAUUUCUGAAGGUCUGCACCCCCGAAUAAUAACUGAAGGAUUUGAAGCUGCAAAGGAAAAGGCACUUCAGUUUUUGGAACAAAUCAAAGUAAGCAAAGAGAUGGACAGACAGACACUUAUAGAUGUGGCCAGAACAUCUCUGCACACUAAAGUUCAUGCUGAGCUUGCCGACGUCUUAACAGAGGCUGUAGUUGACUCCAUUUUGGCCAUCAAAAAACAAGAUGAACCUAUUGACCUUUUCAUGGUUGAAAUCAUGGAGAUGAAACAUAAAUCUGAAACUGACACAAGCUUAAUUAGAGGGCUCGUUUUGGACCAUGGGGCCCGGCAUCCUGACAUGAAGAAGAGAGUAGAAGAUGCGUACAUCCUCACAUGCAAUGUGUCCUUAGAAUAUGAAAAAACAGAAGUGAACUCUGGCUUCUUUUAUAAGAGUGCAGAAGAGAGAGAGAAACUUGUAAAAGCUGAAAGAAAAUUCAUCGAAGACAGAGUUAACAAAAUAAUAGAACUGAAAAAGAAAGUCUGUGGUGAUUCAAAUAAAGGAUUUGUUGUUAUUAAUCAGAAGGGAAUUGAUCCUUUUUCCUUGGAUGCCCUUGCAAAAGAAGGCAUAGUAGCUCUGCGCAGGGCGAAACGAAGAAACAUGGAGAGGCUGACACUUGCCUGUGGUGGGGUGGCUCUAAAUUCCUUGGAUGACCUAAACGCUGACUGUUUGGGCCGUGCCGGACUCGUCUAUGAGUACACGUUGGGAGAAGAGAAGUUCACCUUCAUUGAGAAAUGCAAUAACCCUCGGUCUGUCACACUGUUGAUCAAAGGACCAAAUAAGCACACGCUCACUCAAAUCAAAGAUGCUAUAAGAGAUGGCUUGAGGGCUGUCAAAAAUGCUAUCGAUGAUGGCUGUGUGGUUCCAGGUGCUGGUGCAGUGGAAGUGGCAAUGGCAGCAGCUCUGAUUAAAUACAAGCCCAGCAUCAAGGGCAGGGCCCAGCUUGGAGUCCAAGCGUUUGCUGAUGCGUUACUCAUUAUUCCCAAGGUUCUUGCUCAGAACUCUGGUUUUGACCUUCAGGAGACACUAGUAAAAGUUCAAGCAGAACAUGCAGAAUCUGGUCAACUUGUGGGUGUAGACUUGAACACAGGUGAGCCGAUGGUAGCAGCAGAAGCAGGCAUAUGGGAUAACUAUUGUGUAAAGAAGCAGCUUCUUCAUUCCUGCACUGUGAUUGCUACCAACAUUCUCCUGGUUGAUGAAAUCAUGCGAGCUGGAAUGUCUUCUCUAAAAGGUUGAAUUGAAGCUUCUCUUACAUCGUCUGAAUCAUGAAGACUCUGCAGAGUGAUCCUAAGAAUGUGGCUAUGGAAUUUUUGUCCAAGCUUCAAAUAAUUUUCAAAGGAAUUUUCUUUCCCCAUAUGAAAACAGGCGAUCAUUGUCACCUAUUCAAAUUCUGAAAUUCUGAUCACAGUAUUUUUUAAAUGCACUGAAGUGUAUACACAGAAAGCAAGUCCUUUUGACCCACUGAGCCAGGUGGUUUUGUGUUAGCUGCAGGGGCAUAAAAUAAAUGUUAGAUAAGCAUAUGUUAACUACCUUGUUAAUAAAUGCUCCUUCAAAAACAAA